Vitis riparia (riverbank grape) is the source of this 981-nucleotide messenger RNA. Its product is annotated as probable U6 snRNA-associated Sm-like protein LSm4. Gene Ontology annotation, molecular function: U6 snRNA binding. Gene Ontology annotation, biological process: mRNA splicing, via spliceosome; spliceosomal snRNP assembly; P-body assembly. Bases 181 to 630 code for a protein of 149 amino acids. Gene Ontology annotation, cellular component: spliceosomal tri-snRNP complex; P-body; U6 snRNP. The record is from RefSeq and is a predicted model, not a curated record. NCBI's taxonomy places the organism in Eukaryota, Viridiplantae, Streptophyta, Magnoliopsida, Vitales, Vitaceae. The transcript has 7 exons.
CUCUGCUACGGGCAGAGACUCAGAAAUCAGAAUCGAGGUCACUCUCCAUCUUUUUUUUUCACUUUCCGAUUUUCUCAGCAACCAAGCAGUUCUCUUGUCUUGUUCUGCUUCGCUUUGUUCAUUCUGACAACUUCUUCUUUGCAAGUCAAGCGACACCGCUGAAUUUUCGUUUUUCAGAAGAUGCUUCCUCUUUCUCUGCUCAAGACUGCUCAAGGUCACCCUAUGUUGGUGGAGCUGAAAAAUGGGGAAACUUACAAUGGUCAUUUAGUGAAUUGUGAUACAUGGAUGAACAUCCAUCUGCGUGAAGUCAUCUGCACUUCAAAAGAUGGAGAUAGGUUUUGGAGAAUGCCAGAAUGCUACAUUCGUGGGAAUACAAUUAAGUAUCUCAGAGUCCCUGAUGAGGUGAUUGAUAAAGUUCAGGAAGAAACAAAAAAUCGUGCAGAUAGAAAGCCACCAGGAGUUGGGCGUGGGAGAGGAAGAGGUAGAGAGGAAGGUCCUGGUGGAAGGCCAGCAAAGGGCAUAGGGCGUGGCAUAGAUGAAGGUGCCAAAGGCAUGGGUGGAGGCCGGGGCAGGGGAGGGCCUGGUGGCAGGAGUGGCGGUAGCAGAGGUGGAGGACGUGGCCGUGGCUGACACAACAAAAACUCUGCGAACAAAUGACUCUGGUAUAGCAAUAUGCCUUAAGGAGGGCUGGACUAAACAUCUUUCAGAUGCUGCACCAGUGCUUUGAGUGAGUUCUGAUCCUUUUGCCUCCCAAGGAUACAGAUGCUUUUAUCCUUUCUUGCUUUCCCAAUAGGAGCAUUUAUCAAAUGGAAGUGUGAACUGGUUUGGUCGCUUUCAUUUCCUUUCCAAUCUGGAUUUUCAUGCCUGUGUGCUAUUUCAUUUUCUUCCUUUUGGGGUUGGGGGAAAAGUUUUGUAAAUCCUCUUUUCUAAACUAUAUAUAUAUGCAUAUUUGAUCCAGUGCAAUAUUGGUAUUAUGGAUAA